AUGAUCACAAAAUCAACUGAAAUGCCAACGCUGGAGGAGUUAGAAGUUCCUGAAAUAAAGAUGACGGCUGUUCCUCUGCUUGCUGCGGCAUUGUACAUGGGAAAGUUUUGUGAUCAACAAUCAAAGGAAUUUAUGCUUUGCGAUCAAGAAAAUCACGAUCCUAGGAAGUGUCUUAAAGAAGGCAAAGAUGUUACCGCAUGUGGUCUAGAGUUCCUUAAGCUGAUGAAGAAGAACUGUGCUGAUGUAUUCACUGCUUACUACCAAUGCAUCUGGAAGCAUGGAGGGCCUUAUUUCAGCAUUCAGAACUGUCGCAAGCUGCAGUAUCCGUUGGACAACUGCGUAAAGGAGAAGAUUGGCCUAGAACGACCCGAAUUGGGGUACUUCAAUCGCGUGCGUCUCGUGGACACGAAGCGUCCGAAGCCGAUUCCCAAGCUGGCGCCCAUGCCCGAGCGUAUCCCUGACAUGCCCGACUUUGACAGUAUGCCCGACCCUGAGAAGCUGGAGGCACGCAAACAUGUAAAUGAGGCUAUGGUCUAG
Echinococcus granulosus is the source of this 537-nucleotide messenger RNA. Its product is annotated as NADH dehydrogenase [ubiquinone] 1 alpha subcomplex subunit. Gene Ontology annotation, biological process: mitochondrial electron transport, NADH to ubiquinone. The transcript has 3 exons. NCBI's taxonomy places the organism in Eukaryota, Metazoa, Platyhelminthes, Cestoda, Cyclophyllidea, Taeniidae. The coding region runs from base 1 to 537 and encodes 178 amino acids. The record is from RefSeq and is a predicted model, not a curated record.